This is a messenger RNA of Symbiodinium sp. CCMP2456, 984 nucleotides long. The record is from the annotation of a GenBank genome assembly. Lineage: Eukaryota; Dinophyceae; Suessiales; Symbiodiniaceae.
AUGCGUCCACAGUUCCGCCAGCAUCAGAUUCCCACUCCCUGCGCCCCGAAGCGUUCAAUGGAUGAGGAACAGCUGUGCCAUCGGUUGCACAAACGACUGCGGAUCGGCAGCCCAACAGCGGCACGCCAGUUGGCACACGGCCACUAUUCGCAGGCAAACAGCGUUCUGCAGCAGCUCCAUGCCGAGCAUCUGGCAAGGCGGCAGCAAACGCCUCGUCCUGACUACCCGACGGACGCGACGAUGACGAUGACACAUCAGGCCUGGACGGCUGCUGGGAGCGUGGCUCCCACCGACUUUGCGGCAAUGACUCAUUUUGUGCUCAGCGACGUUGUACAGUGCUCACACGGGGCACAGGGUCGUUGUCUGCAAUGUGCUGGGCGAUUGGUUCAAAACGUUCCAUUGCAGGUCUACAGCGAUUGGUGUACAGCUUGCAGUUCACCUGCAUCCUCUUCAAACAUUCCACCUCCACGGCCCUGUGCCACGUCGGUGAGGGAGCUGACCUUUCCGGCCAUGGCGGCGCUCAUUGCGUGUCUGGGGCCGGAGCCGGGAGAGAGGCUGUUGCACUUGAGCAGCGGUGUUGCUCGGGUGGUGUCUGCCUGGGCUCUCCUCGUGCCGCGAGGAAUGGCCUGCGGAAUUGAGCGCUGUGCAGCGCACCAUGAAGCUGCUGUGACGGCAGUGGAGAAGAUGGACCCGGAGGUUCAGAGCCGGGUGUUGCUCCACAACGGCAACCUUCUGGAUUCGCAGAAUGACUGGCAUCAGGCGAGCACCAUCCUCGUCAGCGGGGAAGCUUUAGCGGAUUCCCACGUGGCAAGGGUUACCACUGGCCUGGAGAGGACACAGCCAGGAACACGCAUCGCCUCGAUCGGCAGACCGCUGGGUGAUCCAAAUGGACCUCUUGGUCUGCAGUUCGUUCGGCAGGUUGUAUACCGGACAGUCGGCUCGGGGAAUGCGCCCGUAUUCAUCUACCGCAAGCCCGGUCUCUGA